Molecule: messenger RNA, 2336 nt
Organism: Myotis davidii
Lineage: Eukaryota; Metazoa; Chordata; Mammalia; Chiroptera; Vespertilionidae
Gene: CERS1
Product: ceramide synthase 1
Exons: 7
Coding region: 63-890 (275 amino acids)
Biological process (GO): ceramide biosynthetic process
Cellular component (GO): membrane
Molecular function (GO): sphingosine N-acyltransferase activity
Source: RefSeq, a predicted model, not a curated record
CCACGCGGGUGGCCGCAGCCUUGGGGAGGCGGAAGGGCCCGGGGCGGCCUCCGAGGGGCGCGAUGGGAAUGCCCCGUUUUCAGCGAGCCUGGAGAGCCACCGCCCGGCUGGAGAGUAACCAUGAGCCCCUGGCCAAGCGGUGCCGCCUCCAGCCUAGAGAUGCCGCCAAGAUGCCUGAGAGCGCCUGGAAGUUCCUCUUCUAUCUGGGCACCUGGAGCUACAGUGCCUACCUGCUCUUCGGCACUGACUACCCCUUCUUCCACGACCCGCCCUCUGUCUUCUAUGACUGGACACCAGGCAUGGCCGUGCCUCGGGACAUCGCGGCCGCCUAUCUGCUGCAGGGAAGCUUCUACGGCCAUUCCAUCUAUGCCACGCUGUACAUGGACGCCUGGCGCAAGGACUCGGUGGUCAUGCUCGUCCACCACGUGGUCACCCUGGUCCUCAUCGUCUCCUCCUACGCCUUCCGGUACCACAGCGUGGGCAUCCUGGUGCUCUUCCUGCACGACAUCAGCGACGUGCAGCUGGAGUUCACCAAGCUCAACGUCUAUUUCAAGUCCCGCGGAGGCUCCCACCAUCCUCUGCACGCCCUGGCCGCGGACCUGGGCUGCCUCAGCUUCAGCCUCAGCUGGUUCUGGUUCCGCCUCUACUGGUUCCCACUCAAGGUCCUGUAUGCCACCUGCCACUGCAGCCUGCGCUCGGUGCCUGACAUUCCCUUCUACUUCUUCUUCAAUGCGCUCCUGCUGCUCCUCACUGUCAUGAACCUUUACUGGUUCCUGUACAUCGUGGCUUUUGCUGCCAAGGUGCUGACAGGCCAGGUUCGGGAGCUGAAGGACGUCCGGGAAUACGAUGCCUCAGAGGCCCCGAGCCCCAAGCCCAGCAAAGCUGAGUGAAACUGAAAUAAAAGGAUCAAAGGUGACCCAAGACUUCGGGCUCGAGCUGCCAUUUACCAAAAUGCCAUUUACCAGGCAGGGUUCUGUGUGCCAGUGGGUCGGGUAGGCAUUCCUUUGGGGGGUGUUUGACUCUCGAUGUCCAGGGAUCCUGAGUCAGGAAUUCUGCUGAGGCCUCAGCACGGAGCCUGACCGACCCUCAGAGGCGUCCGGAAGCAGCAGUGGCUGAGAGACUCCAAGGGCGGGGGGAGAGGCUCCUGCUUGGCCACAUCUAAGAACCUGAACGCUCCUCCUGCUGCAGAGCAGUCAGCUUCCGGUGGAGAGUCCUUGUAAAUGCAAAGCCCAGGCCGCGCCUGGUGCUGCUCCCUGCUCUGUCCCAGAGGAUGUCCAGCCAGAACGUGGGCUGAGGGCCUGGCACCUGCUGGCAGUCCCACCAGGACAGCGGAGUGUGAACUCCACACAGAGGUGACAGGGUGAGCAGGGGACACAUUGCACGGUCAGUCCGUGGACCUCGCUGCCCCCAGAUGCCUAGAGUCAGCGCAGUCGGGUGUACAGAUGGGGUGAGCGGUCAGGGUGCCUCAAAACCAUCAGGUCAUGGAGAACAAGGAGACUGCGGACCUGUCCCAAGUCAGAGGACUGAAUGCAGUGGGGGGCCCUGGACCAGAAGAAGGACAGCCGUGGAGAACGGGAACCCGAGGAAAGCCCACCGUUAGCUGGGAGCAGGGUCCGGCGUCGGCUGCUUAUGGAGACACAUGUUCUGUGGGGAUGUCAGGUAGUAACAUCCGCGAAGCUGGCCUGCGCUGCACUGAGUUCUCUGGACUAUCUCUGCGACGUUCCUGCGAAUCUAAAAUUAUUCUAAAAUAAAAAGCUCAUUUAAAAAAUAAAAGGCGUGAGUGACAUAAAAACAGCAUCCGAUGUUAUAUUACUUUCCGGGGGCUGCAGGCACCAAGUACCACGGACGGCGCCUUAAAGCAACAGGGACGUGUCCUCUCACACUUCUGGGCGCUCAGAAGUCGAGUUAUCAGCAGGCACUCGCUCGCUGACGGCUCCAGGCGAGGGUCCUUCCUGCUCUUCCAGCUCCCGUGGCUCCAGGUGCUCCUUGGCUGUGGCUGCUUCGCUCUGAUCUCUGCGUCUUUCUUCACGUGGCCUUUUCUCUCUUGAUUCUCUGUGUUAAACUUCAUUUCAUUACAUCUGCAAAGGCUCUUUCUCCAAAUAAAGCCACUGUCACAGGCUCCAGAGAGUAGGGCGUGGACCUCUCUUUUCAGGGACCACCACUCAACCUCCGAGAGCUGUGAAGGUUCACACCAUUAGAAAGCUGGAGAGAGAGGCAGUCAAGGAAAAGCUGUGAAGAAAUUACGCAGAAGCAGCAAAAACAGAUGGCAACUAUGGCAGCUAGAAUUUUAAGGAUGACCUGGUCUAGCCAAAUUCUAAUAGGAGACAGGUGGGGAG